Molecule: messenger RNA, 2400 nt
Organism: Pseudo-nitzschia multistriata
Lineage: Eukaryota; Bacillariophyta; Bacillariophyceae; Bacillariales; Bacillariaceae
Source: the annotation of a GenBank genome assembly
CAGGCAAGACAAGAACAGGACAGCAGCAUCUGCAACAGAGAAGAAAGAUUUUGGUAUCUCUGCCGAUUAAUUCUCUGCAAUUGUAUUGACAUAAAAUAGCAACCACCAAACGCAAAACAAAAAGUUAAAUUAAAUACACAAUGAAGUUCGCAUCAACAGCCGUAUUGUCUCUGCUUCUGGCAGAGAAAGUAAACGCCUUCUCUCCUUUCACACCWGUCACAUCCACAAAGAAUAGCUACAGAUCCUCAUCGACGCUGUCCAUGGCGCUCGAUGUUGACGUAGACGCUGUCUCCGCUCCACCRUCAGUCUCUACACCAGCUCCCGCUGUAGAAAUGGUUGUGAAGAACCCCAACGGAGGACCUACAGAUGUCAGAUAUUCCGAAUUYUUGAGACUUGUCGAUGCSGACAAGAUCGAGAAGGUUACCUUCUCUGCCGACGGAACACAAUUGUUGGGAGUCGAUGUUGACGGAACCCGACUCAAGCUCCCUUCGCUUCCAAAUGAUCCCGACCUUCUCCAGCAAUUGACCGCCCACAAGGUAYGAAUAGCGAACUCAAUACGUUUCAAUCCUUUUGCCCUCCGCAACGAAGUGUUUGGAAUUCCUUGAAAUAUCUCACCCACACAAUUGCCYCUUGCCACGAAAUAUUUUACAGGUCGACGUUACCGUCCUCCCUCAGCAGGAAGCUAGUGGACUUGGAGAUCUCGCCCAGUCCCUUAUCUUCCCUGCAGCCCUUUUCGCUGGUCUCUUCUUUUUGAGCCGAGGAAGCCAGCAGGGUGGCAUGCCCGGUGGGGGCCCCGCAGGAAUGGGAGGCAUGGGCGGAUUCGGAAAAUCCAAGGCCGAAAUUCAGAUGGUUCCAGACACUGGUGUCACCUUUGACGAUGUCGCUGGAUGUGACGGAGCAAAGCUUGAAUUGGCUGAGGUCGUCGAUUUYUUGAAGCAACCUGAAGCCUACACCAAGAACGGCUGCCGUAUCCCCCGUGGUGUUAUCCUUGACGGACCUCCUGGAACCGGUAAGACCCUCCUCGCCAAGGCUGUUGCUGGAGAGGCGGGUGUUCCGUUCAUCUCCAUCAGUGGUUCUGAAUUCGUUGAGAUGUUCGUCGGUGUUGGAGCCUCUCGAGUCCGUGAUAUUUUCGGACAAGCCAAGAAGAACGCCCCUUGCAUUAUCUUCAUCGAUGAAAUUGAUGCCGUCGGUCGCCAACGUGGAGGUGGCCAAGGAGGAGGUAAUGACGAACGUGAACAAACAAUUAACCAGAUCCUUGUUGAGAUGGAUGGUUUUGACGGUAACCCMGGAAUUAUUACCAUUGCCGCCACCAAUCGUAUCGAUAUCCUYGAUCAAGCUUUGCUUCGACCUGGUCGUUUCGAUCGAAAGGUCACUGUCGAUCUCCCUGACUUYAAGGGACGCACACGAAUCCUUGGUGUSCACUCCCGUGGCAAGCCUUUGGAACCCGAUGUUGACCUCGAAGCCAUCUCUCGUCGAACACCAGGAUACUCUGGAGCUCAGCUCGAGAACCUCAUGAACGAAGCCGCCAUUUCGGCCGCUCGCCAAGAGAAGUCCUCUAUUGGAUGGGAUGAAAUUGACCGUGCCGUCGAUCGUUUGAUGGUUGGUCUGGAAAAGAAGGGUGGAAACCCUGAARCCAAAUCCAAAGAAAUGGUAGCCUAUCACGAGGCCGGACACGCUGUCGUUGGAGCUUUGGUUCCCGAUUACGAUCAAGUCCAAAAGAUCUCCAUCAUCCCUCGUUCCAACGGAGCAGGUGGUUUGACUUUCUUCGCCCCACAAGAAGGACGAUUGGAAUCUGGCAUGUACAGCAUCCAAUACUUCGAAUCGCAAUUAGCUGUUGCCUUGGGAGGACGUCUGGCAGAAGAGAUCAUCUACGGAGAAGAUCGUGUCACAACCGGUGCUUCCAAUGAUAUUCAACAAGUUGCYAAUAUUGCCAAGCAAAUGGUCACUCAAUGGGGAAUGAGUGACAAGGUUGGUUCCGUUGUUAUCGAUGAAGGUGGUAUGUCUGCUAUGCAAAUGAUGAUGAUGGGGGGUAGUGGCUCUCUCUGGGGUGAUGUUAAGUUGAAGGAAGUCGAAGAAGAAGUCGAGCGAUUGGUGAACAACAGUUACUUGUUGGCGAAGAAGAUUCUUCUCGAAAACAGGGAYCUUUUCGAAGAAUUGACAGCAGCACUUAUGGAACGAGAGGUCGUUUCGGCAGAAGAAUUCCAAAUGAUGCUUUACGAGAACAACUCGAAGGUUGUUGACUACAAACUCAUCGGACAAGAGCGAAACCGAGAGUCACUGCCCUUCCAAACACUUCCAAACGCCUACUAAAUAAAUUCUACACACACUCAUCCACCAACCAUUGAAAUAAUAGCACUCAAGAAAAUAAAAAUCAUUUUUGAAUUAAUCUGACAAUAGUUA